CCGGGCGGGAGGCAGCAGCAACAGCAUUAGCGGUAUUAUCAUCACCAUCCUCAGCAGCAUCGUUUGCAGGAGCAGCAGCUGCAGCCUCGAGCUCUCGUCGUGCGCUGGCCGGUGCGGAGCGGCUCGCCUGUGCCAGGUGGCUGCUCCUCGCAGGUGUCCGCUCGCUCCUCCUUUGCGUGAGCGACGCAGCCGCUCUCCGGUGGCUCUGCCCGAACCCCCGGCUUUGCGGAAAGUUGCUGCCCCACAGCUCUUUCGGUGCAGCCUUCGCCCCAGGAUACUCCUAAUAGUUAUUCAUAUCCAAGACAGAGUAUAUAAUGGGGAGAAAACUGGAUCUUUCUGGCUUGACUGAUGAAGAAGCAGAGCAUGUGCUUCAGGUGGUUCAGCGAGAUUUCAGCCUUCGCAAGAAAGAAGAAGAAAGGCUGAGUGAAAUGAAGCAGAAGUUGGAUGAAGAAGGUAACAAGUGUAGCAUCCUUUCCAAGCAGCAGAAGUUCAACGAGCACUGCUGUAUUCGCUGCUGUUCGCCUUUCACAUUUCUUAUCAACAGCAAGCGACAAUGCCAAGACUGCAAGUACAACAUCUGCAAGAGCUGUAGCUCUUACCAGAAGAAGGAGAAGGCUUGGAUCUGCAGUGUCUGCCAGCAAGCAAGGCUCCUAAGGACCCAGUCUCUGGAUUGGUACUAUAAUAAUGUCAAAAGCCGCUUUAAGUGUUUUGGAAGUGCCAAAGUCCUGAAGAAUUUAUACAAGAAACACAGGCUGGAGAGCGGAGUUUGUCCUGAUGUAAUAGAAGGAGGUUUUUUUGAAGGAAGCUUUGAAAAUGAAGGAAGCAUUUGUGGCAGUGACUCUACGUUCUACCGACAGACAGAAGGACACAGCAUGAUGGAUACCCUUGCUGUGGCCUUACGUGUUGCAGAGGAAGCAGUGGAAGAAGCCAUUUCUAAGGCAGAGACCUACAGUGACAGCCUGGACAAGCAGAACGAGGCUUGUUACUUGCAGGAACACAAGGAGGACCUCAUAGAAGAGUUGGCCACAACCAUCGUGCAGAAGAUUAUAAAGAAGCAAAAAAGCAAAACAGAGCAGGCUGAGGCUGACCUUGAAUGGCCACCAUCUAGGAGCAGUGGCCUAGCGUCUGUUGCUGUCUCAGAUCAGAGUAUGCUGACUUUUCCAGGGAGCCGCAGGGGGUCCUACACAUUGUGGAGGUCUCAGUCUGCAUUCUCCUUGGCUAGUGAAGAUAUGCCCAGUAAAGGACUAGACCCUGCAUCAUCUGUGACUGAGGCUCUUUGGAAGCAGCAAAAAGAUCAAUUUAAGAAACAGAAGGAACACAAGCUCUCUGCAUUACCCAGCUGGAAGAGUGUGGACAGGCUAAAUGAAACAAAUCCGCCUCCUGUUUUUCAAAGCACUGAUGGAAACUGGGUAGCUUUGCAGAAUGUCACUUUGCCUCGUCCUCGAAUGCUCGCCAAACCAAAGAGUCAGGUCUUCGAAGCUUUGGAGAAUGAAUCCAGCAUUGUGUCUGCCUAUGAUGAGAUGGGCUCAGACAGCGAGGAUGACUAUGAUUGGAAUGUGGCCUUGAACAAGCUGCGUCGGAAACCUCGACAAUUACCAGAUGAUUUCUAUUAUCCCAAUUCCCAACAUGGUACUGAAUGGGUUUAUGGCAAUGACCAGUACCAGGCAGUGACCUCGCCUUCCUCUGGGUUAUACACCAAUACUGAGACACUGUUUUCUGAUUCUGAAACAUCUUCAGUAAACUCUUCCCAGGAAGCUAAGGAACCUAACAAACUUCUCUGGUUACAAAGCAGGACUCUAAGUGAUAUACCUAGAGUGGAAAAAAAACAUUUCCACGGAGAACUGGAUGUAAAUUUCAAUCCACAGGCAACCAGCUUGGAGUAUUCAGACAGCAGUGAGACUGAAGAAGUCCAUUAUGAUUUAGAAAAGAGAUCAAGAAGGUGGAGGAAGAAUAAAGCAAUUUCUGAAGAAUUAUGUGAAGGAAAAAAUUGCACAAAACCCAACAAGAUGAAUUUAAGUCAGGAUUUUGAUGAUUUAUCAGAAACAGAUAUAAGCAGUGAGGAUCAGCAUCAUAACAUCAAGCCUGACCUUAUGGGAGAGGAGCUUAAAUCCAGGUUAUUUCAGCUUGCUGCUAAAAUGAGUGAGAAGGAAACAUCUUCUGGUGAAGAACAAGAGCCAGAACCUAGAACAGAACCUGAAAACCAACAGGAGAGUUUGUCCUCAGAGGAAAAUGGCAGAAGCAUUCAGGAAGAAUUAAAGAAGGCUUUUGAUCUUCAUUUAAAGUUGCAGUUUUUAUCCUCUGUAUUGCAGCAGAAGUACUCUGCUGUCUCUCUCUGCAACAUAUCUACAGAGGUCCUGAAAGUCAUCAAUGCCACUGAAGAACUGAUAGCAGAAUCCACUGGUCCGUGUGAUUUCCCAACUGAUGUUCAGGACAGAGGAAGAGGGACAUUCCCACUGGGGAUGGACCCCAUCAGACUCGACGAGCAGCUCACCACACUGGAAGAAAAUGUGUACCUGACAGCUGGCACGGUGUAUGGGCUGGAGGGGCAGCUGACCAACUUGGAGGACGCCGCACGCAAAAUCAACAGUGUCACAGAAGAAUCUGAGCUGGCAGACCUGGAGGAUCAGGUGGCCACAGCAGCCGCUCAGGUUCAUCACGCAGAGCUUCAGAUUUCAGAUAUUGAGAGCAGAAUAUCAGCUCUCACUGUUGCAGGCUUGAACGUGGCUCCAUGUGUUCGCUUGACAAGGAAACGGGAUCAAAAGCAAACAAACCAGAUGCAUACAAUAGACACAUCAAGACAGCAGAGGAGAAAACUUCCAGCUCCACCGAUAAAAGGUGAAAAAAUAGAUGGUUCUCCAGUUACCACUGUCAGAACAUUUAACAGAAACUUCAUGCUUCAAGGAUCUCUAACACAAAGAACUAAAGAGAGGAAAAGCACUGCCAAGGACUUAAUGGAACCUGCUAUAGGAUCUGCUGUGAUGUACUAAACCUACAAUUCCCUACUGCCAAUAACACACUGCCUAAGGCUGUACACUAGAGUGCCUUUACUUAACAGCCAUUGUGUUUGUCCAGCUGAAAAUGGACACUCAAGAACCCACAAUGCCUCAGUUAUAGGGCUUCGUUUGGAUACCUCACUGAGAAAGCUGUCCAAGUCUUCAGCAUUGUGGUUUGCUAUAGGAAACUCUGCCUUAAAGUUCUCAGAAGACUCUUGAAAGGAUGCUGAGUUUCAAAAGCAAGGCUCCACAUUUUAAGAUGCACUUUUUCUCCCCAUUGAUUGUACUAAAGUAUGUUGUCUUUAAACUUCAGUAUGUUUUUGUAGACUGAGUCAAUCAUAAUUAUAGGCCAAUAUUCUGUGCAAAAAGACAGAACAAAGCAGACCUGUGAUACAUAUUUGCUGGCCUCCUACCAUUCACGUAGACAUCCAUCUUGUCAAGCAAUAAGAACAACUCUGUGCAGUAUAUGCUGCUUUUCAGCUGCAUGGUGGGAGUGGAGAAUCAGUGUACCUAGCUCUGCUCCUAGUGAGUCAGUGGAAGUUCUGACAGGGUUUGUAGGAGGAGAUGCGCAAAGGUUUCUCUGUUCACUGAGGGUACACUUGGCAGAGUUAAUGUUCUAGCUCCAAAACUAGGUAUUCUGUUCUUGGCAGCAGGGGGAACAUGGGUGUCAUGCUGAACUGUUAACUGGUGGCAGCACAUGUGGACCACGUGUCUGCUGAGUUACGAUCCUGGUGUUUGGAAAUAUCUCAAUGCUGCUGUAAAACCCACACCUUUGUAUGUCUUGUUCUUAGUAGCAUUGUCUGCUUGGUAGUGUCCAACCAUGCUGUAGUUCAGAAUCAGUUCUGAACAAAUCUUUAAGACUGGAAAAAGAAUGUAAAAGCAUUGUGGAUGAAACCUCUGCUGACUGGCUGGUUAUAGAGUGGCUGCAACCUGCAAGAGAUUCCCUUCUGCACUUCCCUGGCUUUUCUGAGGAAAGGGAAAAUGUAGCCCAGAUGUUUCUUCCUUUAUUAGUCUGUAGCUGAUAUGGAAUAGCUGGGGCCUGGCACUGGUGCCAUGCGCACCCCACUACCAUUAGACCACUCUGAAUUGGAUUGUGAAUAGUAAAAUUUCUUCCUGCGUUUCUUGAGACUUUUGAAAGGCGAGCCAAACCAGAAUGCCCUCAAGCAGAUGCCCAGAAGGGAAGAUGCUGCUUACAGGGUGUACGUCUCACCCUGUUUAGGGAAGACCUUGUCAAUUUAUGGUACUUUUUGCUCUGAAGAAUACAAAGGAGGUUAGGUAGAGGAGGUGAUAAGCCAGUGAAUCCCUUAUCUUCCACACAAAGUGCAGAGCAGGUACCCAAAUGCGGACUAGGUUGAUGUGAAACGUGCUACGAACAAGGCCAUGGGCUGGCAAGUUCCACCUCAGCGUUAA
Cuculus canorus (common cuckoo) is the source of this 4403-nucleotide messenger RNA. RefSeq names its product myosin VIIA and Rab interacting protein (gene MYRIP). Gene Ontology annotation, molecular function: actin binding; small GTPase binding; myosin binding. Gene Ontology annotation, cellular component: cortical actin cytoskeleton. Gene Ontology annotation, biological process: intracellular protein transport. The transcript has 18 exons. The coding region runs from base 315 to 2987 and encodes 890 amino acids. The record is from RefSeq and is a predicted model, not a curated record. NCBI's taxonomy places the organism in Eukaryota, Metazoa, Chordata, Aves, Cuculiformes, Cuculidae.